Formica exsecta is the source of this 1801-nucleotide messenger RNA. RefSeq lists its product as uncharacterized. The record is from RefSeq and is a predicted model, not a curated record. The transcript has a single exon. Bases 1011 to 1748 code for a protein of 245 amino acids. Lineage: Eukaryota; Metazoa; Arthropoda; Insecta; Hymenoptera; Formicidae.
UAUUCGUGGUAAUCGUUACAUCGAGAGUGUGUAGAUUUCUAAUGAAGAGGAAAGAAAAUCAAGCAAGAUCGACAGAAACGAAAAGAAGAAGAUAUCUCGCGUUACUUUAACAUAGAAAGAAACUGACUUAAUAAAGAGAUUUGUCUCGUAAAAGCGGCGAAAGUCAAUUUCAAAUCGACGUGUGCAGGAUCAACGACCCUGCGAGCAAAGAAGUCCCAUACGUGCACAUAACACCGUGCAUUGUGCGAGGUCGCGUUGGAAAAGGGGAGGAAAGUGGGGAAGCCAGCGUAGAUUUUGUGUCAAUAGCAUUAAUAGUGGGAGGGGACUGCGGCACGAGUAACAGAUCAAAAAUCGAAUGUAUAUUCGGGGGUGGCCUUAGCAGUGAAUGAAGAGGCAGCUGACAGAGGCCGAGCCCCCCUGCGAUACCUCGAUUCGGGCAGAGGCCGACCGAGACCGUGUGGGCUUUUGUGCUAAGGGUAGCGCAUACCCCUCCACCUUCGCCAAAAGACCCCAUUCUACGUAGUGCAGUAUUAUACUAGUUGCAAGUUCGUUCGUGAUUUUCAGUAUAGUUUGACCCCCGCCUCUUCCCUCGUCCCCUCUAGGACCAAUAGACAAGCCUGAAAGUUCUCUGGAAAACCAAACGGACAAACCAUUCGCUUUUCGAUUCGGUUACACUCUAUACCGUAAAGGGAAAAGACUGCAAGUAGCAGUAUUAGUUUUGCCGGCUCUCGGUACUGACAACGUGCGGACUAAACGUGUGAGUCGGCAAGAAAACUCUACAUCAAGUUCAUCUGAUUAUUUGUGAUAAUAAUGUGAUUCCAGUGUAUCAGUAAGCGAAAUAAAUUUGUAGCUGUAAAUUUCGUCUCGUGGAUAAAAAUAGUGUGUAUAUAUGCGUGCUCGUGGGCGCGUGUAAUGUAUCGGCGAGUGUAAUAUAUGUAUGCGUGUGGGCGCGUGUGAGCGUGCGCGCGCACGCUUGUAAAUUGCUGUGAUAUACAUAUUUAUAUAACAAUAUGCAAUCAAACCCAAAUGAUUAUUGGCGGAAUUGUUCGAGCGAGGAAGAUCUCUCUCUUAUAUUUAGGGAAGAGUGUCAGCCACCGCAGCAGUCAUCACACCACUCACUGCACCAUCCACCGCAUCAUCCAUCGCAUCAUCUACCGCAUCAUCCACCGCAUCAGCCAUUAAGCCAACAACUGCAGCAAAACUUAUUUAAUUAUGCAUCACGAUAUAUCCCAGAACCGUCCAGUUUACUAGAAAAGGCUCUAAUUCACGGCAAGAAAGCUGUAACAGGAAGUUACUAUGCAAAUCCAGACAAAUAUUCACCGACUCUCAAUUCUAACAAUCAAAUUACUUCGCGGGAUUGGGAAACGUCCCCGUCCUCGUCUAAUCAAACAUCGCCGAUUGCCGAGUGUAACCAAUCUGUUGCCAACUUACAGGAGCCAUGUCAACAACAGCAAAUUUUUUAUGAACAAAAUUAUACCGACCAUUCCGGCAGUUACAAUAGCUCGAUUUCUAUCUCAAGUCGACCAAGGAUACAGGCCCCGUAUCACCAAACCAUAUAUUCACGGCAACAACAAGAAACAAACUGUAACAACAACAACAGUUACAAACAAAGAAAUAAAUACAGAGAUAUAAAUAAUACAGACGAACGACGACAGCUUCCUUCUUUCGACAGUUCCACAUCAUUUGCAUGGGUAAAUAGGACUAACGGUAAGUCGAUCGUUAUAAAGCGUGUUGCAUAUAUUGUAUAAAUAACUUAUAGUUUCCAUUUUUUAUAUCUUCUUGUAUUUACAAAAAAAAAAAA